This is a messenger RNA of Arachis duranensis, 1077 nucleotides long. RefSeq lists its product as uncharacterized. NCBI's taxonomy places the organism in Eukaryota, Viridiplantae, Streptophyta, Magnoliopsida, Fabales, Fabaceae. The transcript has 3 exons. The record is from RefSeq and is a predicted model, not a curated record. The coding region runs from base 1 to 1077 and encodes 358 amino acids.
AUGGAUGAUCACUCUAGAUUCACACGGACCUUCUUGUUGAAACAUAAAUUCGAUACUGUUAAUAUUCUUAUCAAUUUCUUCAAUAUGGUUGAGACUCAAUUUAAAACCAAGGUGAAGCAAAUGCGAUCAGACAAUGCAGCUUUGCUUAACCACCAUUUCAAACAAUCGAGGCACGAUUACUCCUUUUUCACCAAUGGUAGUGGCCACCAAACAAUCUAUCUCCUUGUAUACGUCGACAACACUAUCCUGGCCAGUCCAUCUAAGGACAUGCUGUACAAGGUGCAUAAGCUAUUGGAAUCGCUCUUCAAAUUGAAGAUUCUUGGUGAUUUGAAGUAUUUUUUGGUUUGGAAUUGGCAAGAUCAGAUGAGGAAAUUGUUCUUAGCCAACCCUACCUUUUUGCCUAUCGAACCCAACCUAAGGCUUAGUAGUUCAGAUGGGGAGCUGCUCACAGAUCCCGCAAGCUAUAGAAGGCUUAUAGGGAGAUUGAUGUACCUCACCAUCUCGCGCCCAGACAUCACCUACGCUAUCUCCACCCUUAGCCAAUUUCUGUCCCAACCUCGCACUUCACAUCUUCAUGCCCUUCAUCAUUUGCUGCGAUACAUCAAAGGCACCAUAGGACAAGGCUUACUUUUUUUGGCAAACUCUGAGAAAAGACUAAUAGGUUAUGUGAAUGUAGAUUGGGCAGGUUGCCUGGAUACUAGAUGGAGUGUCACUGGGUUCUGUUUGUUCAUUGGAAAUUCUCUUGUUGCAUGGCGAUCGAAAAAGCAGAUCACAGUCUCCAGAUCAUCCGCAGAAUCCGAGUAUUGGGCCAUGGUAGCAGCUCCUGCUAAACUCAAAUGGCUGAAAGGCCUCCUGCUUGACUUUCAAGUUGAUAUUCCCUCUUCUAUGCUAUUUUGUGACUCUCAAUCUAUUAUUCACAUAGCAUCCAAUCCCACUUUUCAUGAGAGAACUAAGCACAUAGAAGUGGAUUUUCACUUUGUGCGUGAAAAGGUGGUUGCGGGAUUUAUUAGGCCCAUUCAUGUUCGGACGCAACAUCAACUAGCCACUGUGUUCACCAAGCCAGUGACCCCAGCUUGA